Molecule: messenger RNA, 510 nt
Organism: Opisthorchis viverrini
Lineage: Eukaryota; Metazoa; Platyhelminthes; Trematoda; Opisthorchiida; Opisthorchiidae
Exons: 2
Molecular function (GO): phosphatase activity
Source: RefSeq, a predicted model, not a curated record
AUGCAGGAUGCCCGUGUGUCAUCUAGCCAGCGACCGAUUGCAUGGACCUCGGGACUCUCCAUUAUUUCCGCUUUACUCAAUAUGUGGCCGAGCAUCUCACACGUUAUUUUUGACGUGGAUGGUCUACUCUUGGACACGGAGUCACUUUAUUCGGCAAUAUCAAAUGAGAUCCUAGAAGAAUAUGGCCUAAAAAUGACUUACGAUACAAAACGGAAGAUCAUGGGAAGGAAGCCACUGGAGGCCGCUUCUGUCCUUGUGAAUGAGCUAUCUGCUCCCUUCACUGCAUUUGAGUGGAUAUCCAUGUUUAAAGCAAGACUUACUCUGGACAAAUGGCACUUAGUUCCCCCUUUACCCGGGGCCGAGAAAUUGGUUCUUCAUUUGGCCAAACACGACGUACCGAUUGCAGUAGCCACGGGCUGCCGUUCGGACGAACUUCGUCACAAGAUGAGAAAUCAUCAAACUUUGUGGAAACAUAUCAGCGUCGCCGUUGCAUCCGGCGAUGACCCCAUG